Molecule: messenger RNA, 513 nt
Organism: Mesorhabditis belari
Lineage: Eukaryota; Metazoa; Nematoda; Chromadorea; Rhabditida; Rhabditidae
Source: the annotation of a GenBank genome assembly
AUGACCGACAAGGAGGUUGCCGAGAAAAUCAAGAAGCUGCAAGCAAUGGCUGAGGCUGUGCGCACCGGAGGAAAGGGAACCGUGCGAAGGAAGAAGAAGGUUGUGCACAAGACCGCCGCUUCGGAUGACAAGAAGUUGCAAUCGAACCUCAAGAAGCUUUCCGUCACCAACAUUCCUGGCAUUGAGGAGGUUAACAUGAUCAAGGAGGACGGAACGGUCAUCCACUUCAACAACCCAAAAGUGCAAGCUUCGGUCCCGGCUAACACCUUUUCCGUCUGUGGAAGCGCUGAGAACAAACAAAUCACAGAGUUGCUACCAGCGAUUCUUAAUCAACUGGGUCCUGAGUCACUCACGCAUCUCAAGAAGUUGGCAAGCAAUGUUACAACACAAUUCAAGACUUCCGAAGAAGAUGACGUUCCUGAUCUCGUUGGCGACUUUGAUGAGGCUUCUCGAAAUGAAAAGAAGAGCUGCGAAGGACAUGAUCACGAUCACUCGGGCCACGCACACCAUCAC